AGGGGAGCUCGAGGGGGAAGGGAAGCCGGUGAUCCACCUGGAGAUCGGCCGGCCCGACUUCGACACGCCGGACCAUAUCAAGGCGGCGGCCAAGAGAGCGCUCGACGACGGCAAGGUCCACUACACCUCCAACUACGGUGUGCCGGAGAUUCGCCGGGCCAUUGCCGCGAAGCUGCGCUCGGACAACGGUCUCGAUUUCGACGAGAACGGGGAGAUCGCCGUCACCAUCGGCGCCAACGAGGCGGUGUUCAUGGCCGUCAUGGCGUUCAUCAACGAGGGCGACGAGGUGCUGGUGCCGGAUCCCUCGUGGCUCAACUACUUCCAUUGCAUCACCCUGGGUGGCGGCGUGCCGGUGAGCGUGCCGCUGCGGGCGGAAAAGGAAUUCCGCAUGGAUGCGGACGACGUCGCCCGGCUGGUGACGCCGCGCACCCGCAUGAUGGUGGUGAUGAGCCCUCACAACCCCACGGGCGCCGUGCUCGACCGGGGGCACCUGGAGGCCCUGGCGGCCGUGGCCCGGGAGCACGACCUGCUGUGCUCUCCGACGAGAUCUACGAGAACCUGCUGUAUGACGGCGCCGUCCACCACAGCAUCGGAACCCUGCCGGGCAUGCGCGAGCGUACGUUGCUGGUGAACGGCUUUUCCAAGAGCUACUCCAUGACCGGAUGGCGCCUGGGCUACAUUGCCGCGCCCCGGGUGCUCAUGGAUGUGCUCAUCCGCGUGCAUCAGUAUACGGUCUUGUGCGCUACGUCCUUCGCCCAGUACGGCGCCGUGGCCGCCUACGAGGGACCGCAGGACUGCGUGGGCGAGAUGCGGCAGGAGUUCGCCCGGCGCCGGGAGCUCAUUCUGGGCCGGCUCCAGGCCAUGGAAGGCAUUGAGUGCGCGGUUCCCGAGGGCGCCUUCUACGCCUUCCCGUCCAUCGGCGCCCUGGGCCGGUCGUCGGAGGACGUCGCCAUGCACCUGCUGGAAGACGCCUACGUGGCCACCGUGCCCGGCAGCGCCUUCGGCCGGUACGGCGAGGGAUACAUCAGGCUGGCGUACUCGAACUCCUACGAGAACAUCGAGGAAGCCAUGGACCGCAUGGAGGCGAGCCUGGCGAGGUUGUAG
Geodia barretti is the source of this 1104-nucleotide messenger RNA. The record is from the annotation of a GenBank genome assembly. Lineage: Eukaryota; Metazoa; Porifera; Demospongiae; Tetractinellida; Geodiidae.